Centruroides sculpturatus (bark scorpion) is the source of this 3765-nucleotide messenger RNA. RefSeq names its product receptor-type tyrosine-protein phosphatase mu-like. The transcript has 17 exons. The coding region runs from base 1 to 1956 and encodes 651 amino acids. Gene Ontology annotation, molecular function: protein tyrosine phosphatase activity. The record is from RefSeq and is a predicted model, not a curated record. NCBI's taxonomy places the organism in Eukaryota, Metazoa, Arthropoda, Arachnida, Scorpiones, Buthidae. Gene Ontology annotation, biological process: protein dephosphorylation.
AUGGAUUUCUUUGGCUAUUUUAUCGGAUUUAAUAAUCUUGAAGGACAUGUCGAUAACAUUAUUCAGGGUCGGUUCUGUGAGAAUGGACGGUAUGGAGUGAAUUGCCUACAAAAUUGUCCUCAGAACUGUUAUACAACUUGCAACCCUUUUAAUGGAACAUGUAUUGGUGGAUGUAAAUCAGGAUGGCAUGGCGCUAUGUGCCAAAUAAAUGACGAAUUAUCAUCCACAAAUUCUAUCUUGGAUGAAAAUUCAGAAAAUAAAAAAAACGAAAAGCAAAUAGAUGGAUCUACCGAAAUUUCAAUUGCAAAUUUGGAAGAUUACAUUGUAGAUUCCACAGAAACAGAAAAAUUGAAAAGGCAAUUCAUGGCUAUUAAAAAAGGACAAUGCGAGUUACGGGACGUGUCUAAACUCCCAGUAAAUAAACCACAGAAUCGAUAUGGAAAUCUUCCUUAUGACGAGGCUCGCGUAGUUUCACAAAUUUGCGGAAAUGGUUCCCAUUCAGACUACAUUAAUGCAAAUUAUGUUGAUGGAUAUAAAAGACCAAAAAAAUAUAUAGCCACUGAAGGACCGAAGCAGACGACAAUUCAUGAUUUUUGGAGAAUGAUCUGUGAAGAGAAUGUUUAUAAAAUAGUCAUGGUCACUAAUCUAGUGGAAAAUGGAAAGAUAAAAUGUGAAAAAUAUUGGCCCGAAACUGAAGAAAAUUACGGAAACAUUAACGUAUCGUUAAAAGAUAAGGAAAUUUGUUUAGAUUAUGUCGUUAGAACGUUUCUUAUUACCCAAGGAAAACGAACGUGGAUAUUGAAACAUUUUCAUUACAUAACGUGGCCCGAUCACGACGUACCCAGAUUUACAAAUUCGGUUGUUUCAUUUUUACAAAAAGUCAGAAAUUUUAAACCAAAGAGCAAUUCUCCUAUUGUUGUGCAUUGUAGUGCAGGAGAUGGAAGAACUGGAACUUUAAUUCUGUUAGACAGCAUGUUAGAUAUGGCAUAUUCAGAAGCCAGAGUAGAUCUAGUUUCUUAUCUUACCAAUAUGCGGCAACAGCGAAUAAACAUCGUGGAAACUUACGCGCAAUAUCGUUUCGUGUAUCGAGCAUUAGCCGAUUGUCUAUGCGAAUUUAAAACAUCGAUUCUAUGCUCUGAUUAUAACGAAGAAAUCGACAGAUUAAAGAAAGUUAAUGCCUCGACAGGGAAAACAGGUUUUCACAUACAAUACGAACGAUUAGAGAAACUUCGUCCAAAAAUAAAACCAGCCGAUUGUCGUUCAGGAUACGAAAUUGACAAUCAAUUAAGAAACAGGAAUUUAAAUGUCGUACCACCUGAAAAAGGCCGCGUGAUUCUGCGAGGUUGUGAUUCCGAGUCAAAUUAUAUCAACGCUGUGUACAUUGAUGGUUAUAAACAAAAAGAUUCUUUUAUUGUAACUCAAGUUCCAUUACCAAAUACAGUUUCGGAUUUUUGGAGAAUGAUGCUACUUUCUGAAUCCAACACUCUUAUUCUUCUAAAUGAAUUAGAUGAGGUAUGUCCAUCUUACUGGCCCAAUCUUAACGACACUAUCAACUAUGAAAAUACAGAAGUUUCAAAUAUUUCGGCAGAAAUGUACGAUUGUAUUAUAAUAAGAACAUUUCGGUUGAGAGAUUUAACUCGGAAGGGAGCUACUACUAAAACUAUUAAACAAUUUCACUUAAAUAACUGGCCUUCUAAUAGCUAUAUUCCGUAUAGCGAAGAAAAUAUUUUACAUCUUAUUGAUAAAGUAGAAAAAUGGCAACAACAAACUGGUACAUUAACAUCAGUAGUGCAAUGCCUAGACGGUGUUCGUGCUUGUGGAAUUUAUUGCACUUGCGUAUUUGUUCUCGAUAAAAUAAAGGCAGAACAAGAAGUCGACGUAUUCCUAGCUGUAAGAUGUAUUCGUGGAAAUAGACCACAACUUAUAGAAAAUCUCGUAUGUAUAAUUAGGAUUUAAUACUGUAUAUUAGUUUUAACAAACGAGCUUUCUCAUUCUAAUGUCUUCCAGUGAAAUUUAAAAUUUACAACGUUUUUUCAGAACAAAGUCGUUUUCAACGUUUACAAUAAAUUAUUUUGAGCAAUUACAAUUAGAGUUUAGGUAAGAAAGAUCAUGGUUACGGCCGGAUAACCGAGCGGUUAAGAUGUCAGUCUAUCGCUUUUGGGAACAAGGAACGAAGACGGAAAGAUUGAAACGUUCUAGAAAUAUUUGGGAUGCCGUUCUUUACUAUCGGGCCGUCCCACUGUGAGCAUGGCUCAAUCCACGAUAGGCAUGAAAAAUGGUUUUCUAAGUGUCCUCAGGAUGGAACGAUAGAGCAGGAAGUUCUUUGCUAGAUUAUUUGUGAAAAAAUUAUUUUGAAAUUUGAAAUUCGUGAAAACACGUAUACAGACAUUGACAUGUAUGGAAUUUUGCUGAUUACAGUAGACCCCCCUAUAACACAGUUGAUAAUUCCGUGUUAUAUGAAUUCCAUGUUGUACGAGCACUUAGAUUUUACAAAUACCUGUGCCGUGCUGUGAAUGGCUCACGUAUUUGUAAAAUCUGAGUGACUCGUAUAAUUUUAGCAGUAAUUUGGAAAUUAAGGUAUAAAUUGUGUUUACACACAUGCACACAACUAACUAAUUUUUACAUUUUAAAAUAAUUCAAUAUAUUUUUUAUAUAAUGUCAUUUGAAUGUAUUAAUAAAAACUGUUAAUGCCUAACAUUCGAUUGUGUCAAUAGGCAUUUAAAUAAUGUAAUACAACAUAGCAAGAUGACAAAAAGAAAAACAAUUUACAAUUGGAGAGAUAUGGAUUUUCCAAUUAAAAUCAAAGAAAAAGAAUCUGAAAAAUAAAACGGUUGUUAGAAAUAAACCACGCCAAAUAUAAUUUGACAUAUUUUCAAAAUUCUACAAUUUCCAGAAUACGUAAGAGAAAGAUUAUAUGUAUAGUAACCCGAUAGCAGACAACUAAAUUAAGUAUUACGUAUAGACAUUCUUUAAUGCUUAGGGUUUUACUGUACAGUGUUAAAUAUUGUAGAUCCUAAAGGUGUCUUUUUUUACUAUUAAAAAUUCCACUAGAUGCGUGAACAAUAGAUGUACGAUUGCUGUGAAUAGAUGUAUUUAAUGGUCUUAAUGGUUGGAUAAUUAUUCACGAAAUUCAACAAAGGAACAAUGCUCAUUUCUUAGUAAACAAGAAGGUAGCUGUUUGAUAACAAUUAUAGAACAUCAUAAAUUUAUCGCAUGAUAUGUUUUAAAAAUAUCAGAAAGUAUUAACAGCACAUGCCAACACGAAACCAUUGCUAAAUAAUCUAGUUUGGAUUAUCCUAGUGUAUUGAUACAUUAAUUAACAUCAAAUAAGUUAUGUCUGGAGAGAACUCGGGUGAAUAUUAUAAGGCAAGAAUGAAAUACUAAACUAAAUCCUGCAGAAAAUUUAUGGGAGGUUUCGACAUGACGUGUUUGUGCUGUAGGAAGAUAGUCUAAUGCAUUAUUCAUAUAAAAAUUACCAAAUUUAUAACAAAAUUUUGUCCUGUCAAUGAAAGAUCAGUAAAAAUGAUUUUAAACCCAUGACGGAGGAAAACUAUAAGACUACUAAUUUUAUAGUUUGUGUGUGCACUUGUGCUCAAAGUACAAACAUAUCAAAACUUUUUGUCUUACUAUUUCUGGCGACUUUGAUUGUAAACAUUUGACAUUUUCAUAAUUUUAUAGGGGAGAUCGGGGCAACUUCGGCAUGCGGGGCAAGUUUGUCAAGCGCUUUUUUUUAAAAACAAAUUAAAAGGAGACUUUGGUUAUAGG